AAUAUCUAUGAAAGAAAACUGUGCACAAACAACUAGAGUAUGUGUGGUCGAUCAAAUAAGAACCAUGGAAUUAACCAGUAAACUCUGCUUUAUUUAAACCACAUUGAUCAUGUUACAGCUCAUGUUUUUAUGCACAUUUAGAAUUAACGCUGUGAUGUUGCCACAUACCCAGAUGUUUCCGUUACAAAUAAGAGAGAAUAGCAAAAUUACAUAAGACCCAUGUUGUAAUUGUCUGAAGCUAUUCUUUAAUUGUAUUAUAAUUUUAUCUUUCUUUGAAAUUCAACCAGAGGGACUGACAGUGAAAUGAACGUCAUCCAGUUUCUUUACAUGUCUAGUGACCUUGAUCAAUCUCGAACUUGUGGAUUGUGUGUGUGUUGGGAGUUUGCACAUAUGAUUCAUCUCAUCUGAUAAGAAAUUCAAGAGAAGUCUUAACAGGAAGUCUAAGAAGUCUUAACAGGAAGUCCAAUAAGAAAAAAAAGUGACAAAACUUUCUUUCACUUCUCAUAAAUCGCCCUGUUUUUCAAAAAAACAGCAGAAAACACAGAGAGAGAAGGAAUCGUGCUAACUGCUUUCCAGAACUGCUGUCUGUCAAGAAUCUUUACAGAAUGAAGAACACGUCUUGUCCUCGCAUCAGCUUUGACUUCACAGGCAGAUUCCUGCCUCCUGUUUUCAUCUCAGUAUUCAUCAUUGGUCUGGUUGCUAAUGGAUGGGGAUUGAAGACUUUGCUGCAGAAAUGGAAGAAACUAAAGAUCAUCAAUGUGUUUGUUCUCAACCUUGGACUUGCAGAUAUGUUGUAUCUGCUCACACUGCCAUUUUUGGUGGAUUACUACAUCAGGGACAGUCAGUGGAUCUUUGGAGAUGCAUUCUGCAAGAUAACAAGAUUCUGCUUCAACCUGAAUUUAUACGGCAGCAUUGGAUUCCUCACUUGUAUAAGUGUAUACAGGUACCUGGCUGUUGUUCAUCCAAUAAGAGUGAUAAGAUUAACUGUCACCCAUUCUGUGACUAUCUCAGUCAUGGUUUGGCUGUUGGUGGGUGUUCAGUGUCUUCCAGACAUGUUCUACACCAAAACAUUUGGGAACAAGCCUGGGAAAUGUUACGAGACCACCCAGAAAGCUUUUGUCGAGGAUUACCUGAAAUACAGCCUUGGAUGGACACUGACAGGGUUUUGUAUCCCAUUCCUCAUCACACUGGGCUGCUAUGGACAUGUGAUUGUUGUUCUCUGCCGCAAAAAUACAACCGACAAGGUACUGAAACAGAAAUGCCUGAAGUUGUUGUUUAUUUUGAUCCUUCUCUUCUCUGUUUGUUACAUCCCAUUUCAUGUGUUAAAGAACCUAAAUCUCUGGUCAAGAGUUCUGAGUAAGAUGCUUUGCCGUGAAUGGUCUAAUGGAGUUUACAUCGCUCAUCAGAUAAGUCGUGGCCUUGUGUGUCUGAACAGUGCUCUCAACCCUCUGGUUUAUCUCCAUGGAAAUGAGGAAAUUCCUGCUCAGCUCAGACAGCAGCUCCAGCAAGCUCAUCAGAUGUUCAGUCGUUUCCUUCCAUCAGACUCUGGCUCUGUGUCUGUGUCUGUGACACAGAUCUGAAUCUUAACACAAGUGAACAUGUUACAUCGCAAUUCUGUGUUAAAAAAUAAUGUGUAAGAUGUGUGUAUAUGUAUAUAUAUUGUUUUUAUAAACAAAAAAUAGUCACCAGUCACCUUCCCCUUUUUUUGUGACUUCCAUAAUCUGAGCCAAUGCAUCAUACAAAUAAAUGAUUAAUUAAAAGAGGAAAUUAACAUUGUGAACCUAAUUCAUGAUACACUUUAAUUACAUUUGGGAAAUUUGCAGAGAGAUAAUUUGUUGAAACUGGUUUUACAUGAAUUUGAAUUUCCAGCACAUCCCCACUCAUUUUUUUCCUUUAGAUCCUUUAUAAUAUAUGGUUCCCUGCCGGUACUCUGUGAAAUACUGCUCUGUUUCUCUCAUUCUUAAAAUCUCAUCAUCUGUCAUC
This is a messenger RNA of Toxotes jaculatrix (banded archerfish), 1983 nucleotides long. RefSeq names its product P2Y purinoceptor 1-like. The coding region runs from base 606 to 1580 and encodes 324 amino acids. Gene Ontology annotation, cellular component: membrane. The transcript has 2 exons. Gene Ontology annotation, molecular function: neuropeptide receptor activity. The record is from RefSeq and is a predicted model, not a curated record. NCBI's taxonomy places the organism in Eukaryota, Metazoa, Chordata, Actinopteri, Toxotidae. Gene Ontology annotation, biological process: G protein-coupled receptor signaling pathway.